UGGUUUUAGCGGCGAGACUAGGGCUGCGAGCGUCCAGUCAGCGAGCCUUCCCUUAUCUACCCAUGGAAUGCAACAGCUGCAGCAGCCUGUGAGCGCGCGUGCUGUCCAGUCAGUGUGUUUGUAAAGGGGGAGGGGGGACGGUCAUGGUGGGCCAGCAGGAACCCCCCUGAAAGACCCCCAACUCUCAACCCCCCACGUUCUCUCCCAGCCGGCCUCCUGAAAGACAGCGCAACCAAACACAAGCGUGAGAGACACACAGAGAGCGAGAGACUCGACAGAGCAGCACACUCCGAGGCAGAGAGAGAGAGAGAGAGAGAGAGAGAGAGAGAGAGAGACAGAGAGAGCAGAAAGUAAGGGAAGUGGAGCAGGGAGCCUCGGAGGGGGGUUGAGGAGGUGAGCGAAGGGUGAAAAGGAAGAGAGGCGAGGGAGAGGGAAAGACAAAAGAGAGGGAGAACCAGAGUGGAGGGAGACCAGAGGGAAAUGGCUUCGGAGGAGACCGCUGGAGGAGCUCGCAAAGCCACCAAGAGCAAACUAUUUGAGUUCCUCGUCCAUGGAGUGCGGCCCGGUAUGCCAUCAGGAGCACGAAUGCCUCAUCAGGGGGCCCCAAUGGGGCCUCCAGGACCACCAUAUGGAGGAAGCCCCGCUGUCCGGCCCGGACUCACCAAUCAGGCCAUGGAAACCAGUCGUAAACGGCCCGCUGCUUCACAGCAGCAGAUUCAACAGCAGCAGGCCAUACAGAAUCGAAACAGGAAGAAGCCUGUUGGAUUCCCGGGACCAAAUGAGAUGCCAGGGAGAGCGAUGGACACGAGAGAGGCUCAAUCAGAUCCCACACUCGGAUCAAAUGCCAAGAGGAGGAAGAUGGCUGAUAAGAUCCUUCCACAAAGGAUUCGUGAGCUGGUACCGGAGUCACAGGCGUAUAUGGAUCUGUUGGCAUUCGAGCGUAAAUUAGACCAGACCAUAAUGCGCAAGCGGGUGGACAUCCAAGAGGCACUUAAGAGACCCAUGAAGCAAAAGCGAAAACUGCGUCUCUACAUCUCCAACACGUUUAACCCUGCCAAGCCUGAUGCAGAGGACUCUGAAGGAAGCAUUGCAUCCUGGGAGCUGCGUGUGGAGGGCAAACUGCUGGAUGAUCCGGGAAAGAUGAAGAGGAAGUUCUCCUCAUUCUUCAAGAGUCUGGUGAUUGAGCUCGACAAAGACCUUUACGGCCCUGACAACCAUUUGGUUGAGUGGCAUCGUACCCCAACCACUCAAGAGACAGACGGUUUCCAGGUGAAGAGGCCUGGAGAUGUGAAUGUGCGCUGCACCCUGCUGUUAAUGCUGGAUUACCAGCCGCCUCAGUUUAAACUGGAUCCGCGUCUGGCUCGUCUGCUGGGAAUACACACACAGACUCGCUCGAGUAUCAUCCAGGCCCUCUGGCAGUAUGUCAAAACCAACAAGAUGCAGGACUCGCAUGACAAGGAGUACAUCAACUGUGACAAGUACUUCCAACAGAUCUUCGACUGUCCACGUCUGAAGUUCUCUGACAUUCCACAGCGCCUCACCAACCUUUUACUUCCCCCCGACCCUAUUGUCAUCAAUCACAUCAUUAGCGUCGACGCUAAUGAUCAGAAAAAGACGGCGUGCUAUGACAUUGAUGUAGAGGUGGAAGAUCCCCUUAAAGCACAAAUGAGCAGCUUCUUGCUCUCCACAGCCAAUCAGCAAGAGAUUGCCUCUCUGGACAACAAGAUCCAUGAGACUAUUGAGUCCAUCAAUCAGCUGAAGAUCCAGAGAGAUUUCAUGCUCAGCUUCUCCAGAGAUCCUAAAGGCUACAUCCAGGACUGGCUCAAAUCCCAGAGCAGAGAUCUGAAGUUGAUGACAGAUGUUGUGGGGAACCCAGAGGAAGAGAGGAGAGCAGAGUUUUAUCAUCAGCCUUGGUCCCAGGAGGCUGUUAGCCGUUACUUCUACUGCAAGAUUCAGCAGAGGAGGCAGGAGCUGGAGCAGGCCUUAGCCUUGAGGAACACCUAGUACUCACACCGACCACAUUCAGGAAACAUGGCUCAUUUGUGACAAUACAGCCUCCUCGUGGAGGUCCCUGCAUUAUUUUCCGCAGUGUCUAGGGUUUGUGUGCGUGUCCAGUCAUCAUUGUUGUUACUGUGACCUACAAUCCACCAUACUGGACCAAUCACAUCCUGUUACUCAAGCAGCCCCAUUGUAUAGUUAUGUGCAUUUGAGCCAAUCACAGUGCUGUGUCUUCCAUUCCUGGAUGAAAUCAUCUCACAAUGCUCUGUCUGGAUUUCUGGUUUUUAAUACCAAUCACAUCCACCAGCAUUUUGAACUUGAUGACUUCAGAGCCAGCUCAGUCUCCUAGACUGUGGAUCCAACGUCGAUUCACUUGUGAUUCAGCCUUUCUUCCUGUCAUUCAUCAAUCCCUGGCAUUCACACACAUUUUCCUUGUGGUUAACGUGUGUUUGGACUCAGGUAUUGAUGAUGUCUCUAAUUUAGUUACCGAUUUUGUUCUUGGGUGUUGUUCAAAAAGGUCAUUUUGUUACGUCUGUCAGUGUUGGGAAUCAGUGGAUCUCCAUUAUUAACACUUUUAUUCAGAAGUGUAUUUAUGAAGUACUUUGAGGGAGGCAGCUUUAAAGGGAGAAUCAUUCAGUAUUAACUCACAGGGUUAUGUCACUCAUGUCACAUUUAGCUAGGGUUUUUGAAGUAAAUAAUGUACCUAAACAUUGAUUAAAGAUUGAAGAAGGUUGUUUUAAUCAAGUAUUUACAAGCUAUUCUGACAUGUAAAGACGAAACAGUAACGACACCCACACUCAAGGUCCUUUUUUUUUUGUUUUUUUGGAUUGAAUUCUGUGUAGUUAAAUAAGUAAGUUUUCACAUAUACAAAAAAUUGGGCCAUAGCAGCAUGCUGACACAAGUUAUUCAGAAAUAUAAUCUACUUGUUAUGUCAUAUGUCAAGUGACAUAUUUGACGUAUCAAAUACUGUGUCUGGGUCAAAGCUUCCAUUUUAAAUAGAAGUACAAUCUCAGCUGCUGUUUGAGCACUGUACGUUAAUGGUACACCUUUAAGAUAAGCAUCCAGUGUACACUACAACCUGGGCUCAGUGUCCCAGUCACCAAUAUUUUAACAAGUCAGAAGAGGUGAAUCACUAUCUAGCCAACUGAGAUUUCAGUAUGAACUUAAAGGUUAGGAUCAGGAUUUUUUUUAGUAGUACUAUAGCACACCCUAAGUGUAUAUUAGCAUCAUUCGUUGUUUGUUUUUCGGAUCUAAGAAACGUCAGACUAGAAAGAUCAUCAGUCAGCUAGAUAAAAGUGAAUAUUCUGUAAAAUGUCUUUUCACAGACAUUUCUUUAUGCUUUACCAAAACCUUUUUUGUGCACCUGGCGUUACCAUCUUGUUGGAGAUGUUCCUUUGAAUCCUGCAUUUAUUUGUAUCCAUUUCAAUAGUGUUGUGUAAAAUAACAUACUGCGGGCAUUUGUGUUUUUUCACUAAUGUCCAGGGAGUUUUAUAGCAUUAGUGUUGUUCGAUGUUUUACCAAAGGUGUAAUUUACACUUAAAAGACAGUGUACAGACUUUGACUAGAUGAAGGACUUUUUAAAAGAUGAAGGAUGCAUUUUUAGAGAAUACACAUUUUAAUUUCCCAUUUCUCCAUAGCUGAGAAAACAGUGCUUUUAAAAAUUACUUUGACUCAUAGAGUCUUUGCACUAAAUCAUGGAUCAUAACGGAGCACUUCGAAUGGUUUCCAUGCUAAUUAUACGUCACCUAAACACAAAAGUCGAGAAAUGAAAUAUGAACUUGGGAAUAAAUGUCAGAUGACUUCUCAUUGGCUCUGGGUUUUGAUGGGGAACCCUCUGCUGCUGCUUUGCUGUCGGCUGAAGGACAGUUUGUCCUGGUCAAUUAUUGUGUUCUUGCAGUUUGCCUGUGAUCCUCACGCGUCUUCUCAUGAGGAAAAAAGAAGUUCCAGUGACCUGCGUGUUGUCACUCAAGAGUAUUUUUUCAGACCUAUGCAUGCUGCAUGGACACAUUUUUAUACUUUCAUACGAAGACAUGAGAAACCUUCUGACUGCUUGGGACUUGAUCAGAAGAGUACUGAGUUUCUUUAUUUAGUGACCCUCUGUCUGUGUCUGGGUCACAGCCUCUGCAUACAGUACCAACAUGUAAAGCAGAGGCCAUUUUAGGUCAUUUUUUUAUUUUUUGUUUUGUCUUUCAAAAAGACUUUGCAAUUUAAUAUGGAUAAGAGAAGCACACCAAUGAUUUUUUUACAGAGCCUGCUGGGCAACAACAGCACCUCCCAUCGAUUCUUGUGGGUACUACAUGUAUAGUCAGCCAUUUUGAACAUUAUAAACUUGAAGUAUAACAUCUACCUGUGUUGCUGCAUUAGUAACUGAACAAGGUUUUCUGUUCUUAUGUGUAAAGUAAGCUCUUCUCUAAUUCAUUAAAAAGCCACCAACUGCUUUACCUGACCAUCAUGUGGUCAAGGGUUCAGUGUUACCAUCUCUGUUGCUUGCAGUCAUAGUGUGGACCGUGCUGCCCUCCAGUGCUUCUGUAAAGGAAAAUAUCCAACCAUUUGGGUGCUAUAAAUCACGCUUAUUGGUAUUGCUUUGAUUAAAUGCCACACAAGUAUUGGAGUAUUCAGUACUAGAGUUCUCCUGGUUUAGGUUCUCCCUCAAAUCUUCAUUAUAACCAGGUUUUGGUCAUAGUGUCUGUCUUUUUCCUUGGUUUGUUCAUAGAAGUACUGCCAGCAGCAGACAUCUGAACUAGUCUAUGUAUUUUUUUCUCUCUCACACAGUCUGUAUAUGUUUGCUUUCUCAUCUUGUUCCACUGUUCAGCUAGAGAGAUCAAACCACAGACUUACAUGUGUAGCAUAGUGAGGAUGUAAAUAAACGAGCACUUGCCAAAGUUUGGGAAUGGAACACCAUA
This is a messenger RNA of Carassius auratus (goldfish), 4901 nucleotides long. It is a transcript of the gene smarcd3b, whose product is annotated as SWI/SNF related BAF chromatin remodeling complex subunit D3b. The transcript has 14 exons. The record is from RefSeq and is a predicted model, not a curated record. Bases 481 to 2004 code for a protein of 507 amino acids. NCBI's taxonomy places the organism in Eukaryota, Metazoa, Chordata, Actinopteri, Cypriniformes, Cyprinidae.